AUGGCUGGUAAAGAAGAGAUCAUCUGCUUGAUUGUGAAGCUGCUUGUGGAAUCUGCUUGUGUACAUCUGCUUGUAGCAUCAUCUGUUCACAAAAGGAUUCUUUUCCCAACUGUGAUGUUAGCUUUUGGUCUUAAAGACUGUAGGAGAGGGAUGUAUAAUGGAUCCCUCCCGAAUGGUGACAGAGGACGCAGGAAAAGCAGAUUUGCCCUUUAUAAGCGACCUAAGGCAAAUGGAGUUAAGCCUAGCACUGUUCACGUGAUUUCUACUCCCCAAGCAUCGAAGGCGAUCAGCUGUAAAGGUCAGCACAGUAUCUCUUACACAUUGUCCAGAAACCAGACUGUUGUAGUGGAGUAUACUCACGAUAAAGAUACAGACAUGUUUCAGGUUGGGAGGUCAACAGAAAGCCCCAUAGACUUCGUAGUAACAGAUACUAUUUCUGGAAGUCAAAAUAAUGAUGAAACCCAGAUUACGCAAAGCACCAUAUCCCGUUUCGCAUGCAGGAUUGUUUGUGACAGGAGCCCACCGUACACAGCAAGGAUUUUUGCAGCUGGAUUUGACUCUUCUAAAAAUAUAUUUCUUGGUGAAAAAGCAGCAAAGUGGAAAAAUCCUGAUGGUCACAUGGAUGGAUUGACAACUAAUGGGGUGCUGGUCAUGCAUCCAAAAGGAGGGUUCACUGAGGAGUCUAAACCUGGAGUUUGGCGGGAAAUCUCAGUCUGUGGUGACGUGUACACUCUCCGGGAAACCAGAUCUGCUCAACAAAGGGGGAAACUCGUAGAAAAUGAGACCAACGUCUUACAAGAUGGCUCUCUCAUUGACCUGUGUGGAGCCACCCUUCUGUGGAGAACGGCAGAUGGACUGUUUCACACUCCGACUCAGAAACACAUUGAAGCUCUGCGACAGGAGAUAAAUGCUGCCAGACCACAGUGUCCUGUUGGGUUAAACACUUUAGCAUUUCCCAGCAUCAACCGUAAAGAUGUGGUAGAAGAGAAGCAGCCUUGGGCAUACCUCAGCUGUGGUCAUGUUCAUGGCUAUCACAACUGGGGACAUCGCAGUGACACAGAAGCCAAUGAGCGGGAAUGUCCUAUGUGCAGAACCAUUGGCCCCUAUGUGCCUCUCUGGCUUGGUUGUGAAGCAGGCUUUUAUGUGGAUGCUGGUCCUCCAACUCAUGCUUUCACCCCUUGUGGACAUGUGUGCUCUGAGAAAUCUGCAAAAUACUGGUCUCAAAUCCCACUGCCUCAUGGUACUCAUGCAUUUCAUGCUGCCUGCCCUUUUUGUGCAACACAACUGUCUGGGGAACACAACUGCAUCAAGCUGAUUUUUCAGGGUCCAAUUGACUGAUAUCACUUUGCAAUGACCACAAUAACAUUUUCUUUAACAAUUUACUGUGAAGAUUUUGCCACUAACUCUAGAUUUUACCUUUUUUUAUAAUGUUAUUAAUAGGGUGGUAGGGUGGGGAUGGGGAACUGACAAGGCAAUUGUGAGGGACUGUGGUGGAAUUGGGAUACAUUGAUACCUGGAACUUGGCAGAUAUCAGUGGUGUUGCAUGCUCAAAAGCAGCAUAUUCAUGAAGUCUUCUUGGUCAAAUUGUAGUAUAUUUGUAAUCUUUUUAUUAGUACCCUGGAUCAGAAAAAGGUGUCUUAAUGAUUUUUUUAAGCUAAGAUUUUUUUAAUGGGAAGGUUUUUUCUUCUAAACUUUGACAAGCCUUGAAAACCUAUUUUUCAAAUCUAGAAGGAACAUACAGAAUGUAACUGUCUUUAAUUUGCAAUAUAAUUUAACUUGAAUAGUUUCUCAAGGAGCUAAUACAGAAUGUGUGGACAACCAUAGGUGACUGUUCACUAGAGAUAAUUGGAUAUGUAAGAGAAAAAUUAGCUGCCUAAAUUGUAGAGUAUAAAAGCUAUGAAAAUAUCUAUUAUGGUAUAACACAGCUGGCCAAAAAGGCAUAGGAUUACUUUUGAAACUGAGGAAAUCCUGUUUGCAUUGAUUUCCUUUCAGUGUAAUAGAUAUCCACUGUUCAUUACGUAUGUGAAACUGCUUUAAUUUUUUACAUACUUAGUUCUGUUUUUAAGCCAGUGUUCCGUAUAUGUGUAGUCUGGCCUUUUUAUUUCUGCUUAACUUAGCUUGCCCUAACAGCUCCUUGCAUGCCCAGGACCAUUGGGUUGAUUGAGAUGUAGCGAGCCUUUACGAACUGCGUUAAUGAAGGGGUAGUGCUGCAGCAAGACAGAAGGUUUAGGUACAACUUAUACAGAACUUAUUUACAUAGACCUGAGUUCAGGAAAGCACUUAGUUUGUUUUUAAAUAUAAGCCCACGGAUGGGACUCUUUAGAUUCUCAAGUGCUUCAAUGGAUUGUGGUUAUACGCUGUUAUGUUUUGAAAUAAAAAAGCAAUUAAAAAUAAAUUAUUUUUUUAAGCUCACUUACUAGCCAAAGUGCUGUAAGGAGAGCAUCAUUUCUAGUUCAGCUGAGUAUUUUUGUUCAGUUUUCAACUUGCUGCCAUCUGUCACUUUUUUUGCAGAUUGAGAUGUGUUUGUAUCCAUUUUUUUCCAAAUGUUUGCAAAUCAAACAACAUUCAAAUGUAAUCAAAUAUAUGCACCAGGGUGGUACAUCUGAAGUGGAUCACUUGAAAUUCCUGACUUUUUAAGAGAGCUGAUAAAUGUUUACUAUGGAAAUAAUUAAAUCAGAAUUUCAUAUGAGAUGUACCCCGCCCGCUGUUAGUUUCAUUUCAUGCAGAAUGAUAACUCUUUGACUUGUGGGUUUUUUUUUCCUUUUGCUUUCUGUACUCUUGGUAUCUGAGGUAUCAAUCUAUCCAGGUUUAAAAAAUAAUUUGGGAGAAAAUUACAACAUCUCUAGAUGAAAUUGAUCAUUCAAGCUCAGUUCUGUUUAAUCAACUAUAGCUUUUCGCUAUAUUUGUGCCCUUUGUAUAAAUAUAUAAUUUAUAUGAUUUUAAUAUAUUCUGUAUAUGUAUACUUGAAUUGGCCUGUUCAUUUUUUGGUUGUAAAAUUGUUUUAUAGUUAACCUUAUAAACAUUUUACAUGUCCCUUGCCAAUGGUGGUGGGGCGUACU
This is a messenger RNA of Aptenodytes forsteri (emperor penguin), 3059 nucleotides long. It is a transcript of the gene PELI2, whose product is annotated as pellino E3 ubiquitin protein ligase family member 2. Bases 1 to 1338 code for a protein of 445 amino acids. NCBI's taxonomy places the organism in Eukaryota, Metazoa, Chordata, Aves, Sphenisciformes, Spheniscidae. Gene Ontology annotation, molecular function: protein binding; ubiquitin protein ligase activity. The record is from RefSeq and is a predicted model, not a curated record. The transcript has 7 exons. Gene Ontology annotation, biological process: protein polyubiquitination; regulation of Toll signaling pathway.